This is a messenger RNA of Acanthamoeba castellanii str. Neff, 1383 nucleotides long. RefSeq names its product serine/threonine protein kinase, putative. The record is from RefSeq and is a predicted model, not a curated record. Bases 1 to 1383 code for a protein of 460 amino acids. Lineage: Eukaryota; Discosea; Longamoebia; Acanthamoebidae. The transcript has 8 exons. Gene Ontology annotation, biological process: protein phosphorylation. Gene Ontology annotation, molecular function: protein kinase activity; ATP binding.
AUGCACUUUGGCAACCAGUUCACCAUGGACCUCCAAGGCACCGGCUCUUGCUUCUGCCAGACCGGCUUUGAGGGCGACCACUGCGAGGUCGCCAUCGCAAGCAACACGAGCGACGUGCCGCUCGGGGCCAUCCUGGGCGCCAUCAUCCCGGCGGUGGUGAUCGCGUUGGUGGUGAUGUGCUGCAUCAUCGAGGACGACUGGGAGGUGGACAUGAACGAGCUGGAGAUGGGCGAGCAGCUGGGCGCUGGCGGCUUCGGCGAAGUGCACAAGGCCGUGUGGAAGGGCACGGAGGUGGCGGUCAAGAUGAUGAUCUCGGAGAAUGCCGGACGCGAGCUGGAGCGGAACUUCAAGGAGGAGGUGCGGGUGAUGACGGCGCUGCGGCAUCCCAACGUGGUGCUGUUCAUGGCGGCAUGCACCAAGCCGCCCAAGAUGUGCAUCGUCAUGGAGUACAUGGCCCUCGGCUCUCUCUUUGACCUGCUGCACAACGAGCUGAUCCCGGACAUCCCGUUCGCGCUGCGCAACAAGAUGGCCUACCAGGCGGCCAAGGGCAUGCACUUCCUCCACUCAUCGGGCAUCGUGCACCGCGACCUCAAGUCGCUCAACCUGCUCCUCGACUCCAAGUGGAACGUGAGCGACUUUGGCCUGACCAAGUUCAAGGAGGAGAUGAACCGCAACACGGCCAAGGAGAUCCAGGGCAGCGUGCACUGGACGGCGCCAGAGAUCCUCAACGAGGCCAUUGACAUUGACUUCAUGGUGGCCGACGUCUAUUCGUUCGGCAUCAUCUUGUGGGAGCUGAUGACGCGGCAGCAGCCCUACAUGGGCAUGAGAGCGGGCCUGACGGGUGGUGGUGGUGGUGCGAUGACCGUGUAUCAGUCCGGCGGCGGUUGCGGUGGCGUGCUGAGGGACAACGCGAGGCCGCCGAUGCCCGAACUCGAGCAAGCGACGGUGCCGGCCGAGUUCGUGGACCUCAUCGGCAACUGCUGGCACCACGACCCGACCAUUCGGCCCUCCUUCCUCGAGGUGAUGACGCGACUGAGCGCGCUCGGCGGUGAGGGCGGCACGUCGUCGCUCACCAGGACCUCGACCUCGUCUUCGUCGGGCGGCGGCGGAGGCGUUGACCGGUUCGGGUCGUGGACCAUGCCAUCGGGCGGGUCGGCGAGCAACACCAGCACAGGCUCCUCCAGCUCCGACGGGCGAGGGUCAGCGGCGUCGGCCGGUGGCGGUGGUGCGGCGGGCGGGGUGCGCGCGCCAGAGGGCGAGAUGGCGAUCGUGUUCUCGGACAUCACGCGCGCUGCCUCGUUGUGGGAGUUCAACGCCGAGGCCAUGCGCGACGCCACGCUCCUCCACAACGACACCAUGCGCUCCUUCCCUGCAUACCCUUGA